This is a messenger RNA of Osmerus eperlanus (European smelt), 2418 nucleotides long. RefSeq names its product protein kinase, membrane associated tyrosine/threonine 1 (gene pkmyt1). The transcript is spliced from 8 exons. Bases 439 to 2196 code for a protein of 585 amino acids. Gene Ontology annotation, biological process: protein phosphorylation; meiotic cell cycle; negative regulation of G2/MI transition of meiotic cell cycle. Gene Ontology annotation, cellular component: cytoplasm; nucleus. NCBI's taxonomy places the organism in Eukaryota, Metazoa, Chordata, Actinopteri, Osmeriformes, Osmeridae. The record is from RefSeq and is a predicted model, not a curated record. Gene Ontology annotation, molecular function: protein tyrosine kinase activity; ATP binding.
CCAGCGCAGCGGUGACGACAGGAAGACUGUAUUCACGAACCACAGCUGCGCACACAUGCGCAACGAGUACGUAAUUUGGCGCGAGGUGUUUUGAGUAUGCUUAAGUCAGUCUAAAACGUUGCGUUUGAACAAGAAGACACGCCGUCUAACUUAAACAUAACUUUGUGAUAUUAAUUCUGGGUUUCUACUAUAAAAAACAUUCUGGGAGCAUGUCAGUAUUUAUUCUGUUACUUCUUAUGUGAAAUGGAGAGUAAUUGGAGACUACGUGAGAGCUGUCAACAAACAAACGUUCGCUAGCUAGCUAGCGAACGCAACGUUAAACGCCUGCUUAAUCUGCUAAUGUUGAAAUAAUUGUCUGACAACACCACAGUUUAUCCGAUAUCUACAAUGUGCAUCUAGAACGUCUUGGAAUAUAUAUUCACAUUCUUGGGCCACAUCAUGUCUGUGUCUUUGGAAACCAAAAUGGCCACCACCCCUCUGCCCCUCCCGGCCCACUUCUCCCAGGCAGGGCAGUCCUUCUCAGUCAAAAAACGGCGUCUCCUCUUCUCCUCAUCCUCUACCUCCACCUCAUCCCUCUCACCCCCUGCCCUCCACUGCCACUCCCUGCCCCCCCGGCCCCCCUCCAAGGGCUGCCCCCCCCUGAGCCGGGUGUUCCCCCAGCGGCCCCCCUCCCCCUGGACCCCCCUGUCCCGCUCCCUCCUCCAGGCCCCCCCCCAGGCCUCGCUAUACGACCCCAGCAAGCCACAGUCCUUCUUCAGCCAGUGUUUCACCAACCUGGGCCUCCUGGGCCGGGGAUCCUUUGGGGAGGUUUACAAGGUCCUGAGCCUCCUGGACGGAAAACACUACGCCGUCAAGCGGUCCGUCCAGCGUUUCCGUGGCACCAGCGAGCGUAACCGUAGCGUGCGGGAGGCCCGGAGCCACGAGCGCCUCUGCCACCACCCUCACAUCCUGGGCUUCGUGGCCGCCUGGGAGGAGGGCGGCCGGCUCUACAUCCAGACGGAGCUGUGCUGCACCACCCUGCUACUGCACGCAGAGGCCCAGCCCCCCUGCCCAGACGAGCCAGCGGUGUGGGCGUACCUGUGUGACCUGCUGGCCGCUCUGCAGCACCUGCACUCCCAGGGAUAUGCACACCUGGACCUCAAACCUGCUAACGUGUUCCUCACCCGCUCCGGACGCCUCAAGCUGGGUGACUUCGGACUGCUGCUGGAGCUACCGGGCUGGGAGGGGGGGGCUGGGGGGACCGGCCGACAAGGGGGGAGGUCCCAGGAGACACAGGACCCCCAGGAGGGGGACCCCAGGUACAUGGCCCCAGAGCUGCUGAGGGGAGAGUACAGCCCUGCUGCUGACGUCUUCAGCCUGGGGGUGUCUAUCCUGGAGCUGGUGUGCAACAUGGAGGUGCCUAAAGGAGGGGAGGGUUGGCAGCAGCUCAGACAAGGCUGCCUGCCCUCCCAGUUUACCAGCGGCUUGUCAGGUGAGCUGCAGGCGGUGCUGCGGAUGAUGCUGUCUCCAGAGCCGUGCUCCAGGGCCUCGGUGGCAACGCUGCUCUCCCUCCCCGUCAUCAGGAGACGCAGGUGGAGACGAUGGGCCUCACUGCUCCUCCGGGAGGCCAUGCUCACUCUGCUGUCCCUCUGCCAAUCGGUGGUGUCGUCCUGCUGGGGCCUCCUCUCCCGCCUGCCCCUCCCUGGGUGGGGGUCCCCGGCCCCCAGCACGCCCCCCAGGAGCAGGGGGGACAGCCAGCUCGCCCUGCCCCCCAGCGUCAUGCUCACGGACGCAGGCAGUCUGGACGACGACCUGGUGUUCCUCCCUGGGGGGCUGGAUCUGGAACUCUCGCCUACCUUCUCUCACAGAGUGAAGUCUCGUCUCUCAGCUGGAAGCACAUCCACCCCUCUCCCAGCUCCCCCCCCCCAGCCCCCCAGCACCCCCCCACACUCCCGUCACCUCCACACCCCCACACACAGCCUCACACACACACCCUCCAGCAUCCACUCCUACGGGUCCCCUGUCUCCAGAGAGCCCAGCCUCACCCUGGAGGGCUGCCAGGACUCCCCCUGCCAGCUGCACCCCUCUCGCUCCUCUCGCUCCUCCUGCAGGCCUGGCCGGAACUGGGUCAUCCAGGAACCGCUCCCCAGACCCAGUUUUGAACCGAAGAACCUGCUGAGCCUGUUUGACGACACGGCUGUGGAGGGGCAGCCCUGAGGCUGCGAGGACUAGACUGUGGAGCAGGGGGAGACAUGCAGUGUAUAAAGUUUUCUGGGUUUAUGAGGGUUUUUUGAUUUUUAUAAAUGCCUGUCCAGACAAGAAUGUUUGUUUUGUUUGAAUGCGUAUGUUUGUAUAAAAAAAAUAUUGAUGUUGUUUGAAGAAGGGGGGGAAAAAAAAGAAGCUAAUUAUACUCACCUAAAUAUAUCUUCAUGCACUUUU